CCACAUGAAUUUUAUUCGUCCCAUCUUUUUUCUUUUUAUUCUAUGUCUACACUACAUAACAACAUGACUCAACAUAUUUCUAUUCAUCCAUUGGCAACCAAUAGCGGAUUCAUUCCUUCUCUUCCUACCACCACAAAGAACGUUGAAUUAACGGUGUCUGCCAAACUAUUAAUGAAUCACAAUCUAAAUAAGGACUUUACUGCAAAGUACGUCCUCGGUCAAGAACUUGGAAGUGGUGGUUUCGGCUUUGUCGUAUCAGCACAUGAAAGAGCAACCGGUAUCGAAAGAGCCGUGAAAUUCAUCAUCCGGAAAAAAGUCCCUUCAAACGCUUGGGUAUGUGAUCCAAACAUGGGCAUGAUUCCAAUGGAAAUUUACACUUUAAAGCACGUUCAUCAUCAAAAUAUCAUUCAUUAUUGCGACUCAUAUCAAGAUGACACUUACUUUUAUCUCGUUAUGGAGUUACAUGGCACUCAAUGGGUUCCUCCUCCCACAUUUAAUUCCAUUCACUCUCCAGCCUUAUCACAAAACUCACAAUCUACCAUCGAUGAAGAUGAACUGGUUGAACCAGUCUCUCAACGUCAGUUUGUACGCAGAACAUCCUGUGAUCUCUUUGAGUGUAUUGAACAACACAAGCACUUUGAAGAAGCCUUAGCCAAGAAAAUAUUCAAGCAGAUCGCUAGUUGUGUUGCCUAUCUCGAGUCCAUUGGUGUCUGUCACCGUGACAUUAAGGACGAGAACAUUGUUAUCGACCAAGACUACAAGGUCAAACUCAUUGAUUUUGGAUCUUCAGUGCUGUUGCAUCGUCAUUCUUCAUCAUCACCCAAAAAGUUCACGAGGUUCUAUGGGACAUUAUCAUUUGCUUCACCCGAAAUUUUAUUGUCUAACCCCUAUCGAGCCGAACCAGCCGAAAUCUGGUCGUUGGGAGUCUUAUUAUUCACAUUAUUAUUUGGCGAGAUUCCUUUCCCUGAUUCGAAAUCUGCUAUUGAAGGUCAUAUCUUGAAGCCAAAGAUUCGUGUGUCUUCUCACUGUCAACAUUUAAUUAGUUGUUUACUUCAAAAAAAUCCCGAUGAUAGACUCAACAUUCAUCAAGUCUUGAAUCAUCCUUGGUUAAAGGAAUAAUUCUAAAACAGCAUUUCAACAACAACAACAACAACAACAACAAAAUUCUUUCUUUUUUAAGCAGCAGCAGCAUUAUAUAUUUUAUCAACUUUUUUUUUUUUAUGACACCCAAUUUAUAUCUUAUCAUGAC
This is a messenger RNA of Mucor mucedo, 1249 nucleotides long. Its product is annotated as kinase-like domain-containing protein. Gene Ontology annotation, cellular component: nucleus; cytoplasm; cytosol. Bases 43 to 1119 code for a protein of 358 amino acids. The record is from RefSeq and is a predicted model, not a curated record. Gene Ontology annotation, biological process: protein phosphorylation; negative regulation of apoptotic process; intracellular signal transduction. Lineage: Eukaryota; Fungi; Mucoromycota; Mucoromycetes; Mucorales; Mucoraceae. The transcript has 2 exons. Gene Ontology annotation, molecular function: protein serine/threonine kinase activity; ATP binding.